UGUUUAUCCAACUAGAUCUGUAAAACUAUUACGGUACUUAUCAAGAUAUUGUGGUUGAUCUGUAACAUAGUGAGUUUAGUUAGAACUUUGCAAUCUCCUGGAACUGGAACAAUGAAUUUAACUCUUGAUGAUUAUGACUUGAAGCACUGUGGGAAAAUGAUGAUGGCACUGAACGAACAAAGAGAAAGCAAAGGCCAUAGUGACUUCGCAAUUAUGGUCGGAGAUGAAACAAUACCAGCACACAGAAAUGUUCUGUCAGCAGGAUCAGAUUAUUUCCGUGCAAUGUUGUCACAUGAAAAUGUUGAGAGCAGCACUGGCAUUGUUGCAAUGAAACAAGUUCAAUACUCAAGUGUGAAAACUUGCAUCAAUUAUAUUUACACUGGUAAUUUUCCCACCCCUGGCCGUGAGGAACGUGAACAAUUGAUGUUUACUGCUCAUAUGCUCCAGUUACAAGGUAUGUGUGACAAAAUUGCUGUAUCUCUCGAGGAAGAACUGAGUCCAGAAUCGUUCUAUUCUACAAAAAUGAUCGCAAACACUUUCAACUGCACUGGUUUAGUUGAAAGUUGCAAUAAAUAUGCUCUGGAGAAUUUUCAAGCAAUAGCUGCUGAAGAUUAUUUCAAACAUUUGGACAAAGAUUAUGUUUCCGCUCUGGUGGGAUCAAAAGAGGUCAAUGCCUCUGAAGCUGUCAAGUGCAAAGCCUUGAUUAUCUGGACUAACUUCGAUUCAGAGACCAGGGCAUCAACAUUUGGAGAAUUAUUUGAAAAUCUGGAUUUAACAAAAAUAUCAAGAAAAUAUCAAAAGUUUCUGGUGGAGAAAGAGCCGUUGGUCUUUGAUUCUGCACGUUGCCUCAGAGCACUUUUGAAGAUUUUCACUGGUGAAUCACACGUUGUGGCUGAAGAUAUUGACAUCAAAGAUGUCAAGCGGACUACCGUAAUUGCUGUUUUUGACAAAAAUUCAAAAGCAAUUCAAGCAUUUAAUCCAAAGAUAAAAACUUGGACAAAACUGCAGGGCAUCAGUGAUGAAUUUGUUGACAAACACUUCACAGCAAUUGUUCUUGGUAACAUCAUCUAUGUUAUUGUGUUUGAUGGAACCAAUUAUCAAUUGAAUUAUACCGAUAAUAAUGCUACAUGGGUUAGACUGACAGAUCGGGGGACGGCAAAGAACCGUGUAGAUGCUGUUGUAUUUGAAGGUUCAAUCUAUGCUUUUGAUGAUUCUGGCAAAACUAGCAAAACAGUCGAGAAAUUUGAUCCAUCUGAUGGAACUUGGUCUCAAGUCACUUGUAAACAUGUGGAAGGAUAUUGUACGUCAAUAGUUGAUGCAGGAGGCUUCAUUUACUGUAUUGGAGGGUUUAAUGGUGAGCAUAUGUCGAAUGCUAUAAAAUUUAAUCCAUCAGAUUCAACGUGGACGACACUUACUUCAAUGCCGACUGCAAGAAAUGGUGCAGCAGCAGUUGAACUUUAUGGAAAGAUUUAUGUCGUGGGUGGAUACAACAAUAGCUACUUGAACGUUGUGGAAUGCUUCGACACAGUUGCUGAAUCAUGGACCACUGUUGCCAGAUUAAACAAUCCAAGAUCAGUAUUCAAAGCUUGUGUUGUCGGAGGAAAUAUAUUUACUCUUGGAGGGAAUAAUUCCAAGAAUACAAUAGAAGAAUAUGAUCCCGCUGUAGACUCUUGGAAAGUUGUUGAAACAAUGGACGGGAAAGACAUUCAGACAUGGGCUUCCAUCGCAUUGAAUGUUCCUAGUGACUAAAUAAUUCACGCCACUGCUUUCAACCUCAACCCUUUUUUACACUGCUAUGAUUGACAAUCGCUUCAAUGUUUGAGAAUUAUUACUGAUUUACUUACUCAUACUACAUGCUUGAGUUUUCAAUCGAUCAAUAAUUUUUGCUCUUUUAGUAUGAAUUGCAAUUGUAAUUAUAAUUUGUUUAAGGAAUACUCAAAACUUUUCGAAUGAGCUAAUCUACUCAAGUAAAUAUUAGAACUCGAGAUUAACUUGCAAUUCAUUGUUUAUUUUAAGAAUGAACCGUCUUUUAUGGACCAUGAGGCACAAUUUAAAUUCUUUUCCCUCCUAAAAUCGAUCGUGCGGUCAAUGUACGUAUCAGGUAGUGCUUUAUGUUUUUUGCCUACACUCAACCAGUGCCGGUAUUACUUUAAAAACUGUUGCGUCGCAUAGCCCGAUGCAAGUCAUGUAUGAAUAAAAACCUACUCUAAGCAAUUCAUUGACAUCUUCCCUAAUAACACGGUGCCCCUUAUGGUCCGUAAAAAAUUCAUUGCAUUUGCCUGAUAAUUACUUUGUAAAAUAGAUAUUUCAUUAUCCCGAUGUUUCCUUCAUUAGUUUUACGCAAUAUGUAAUCUUCCAUAGUAUGUAAGAUGGAAAUUAUAAAAAUUUAAACAUGCAUUAUAUCGUGUGUUCCAGCAAUAUUACUUGUCAGAUUUAGACUUUAUUGCCGAUAUUAUUUUUAUGAGAUUUUCAUAUCUGCAGUAUUAACUACGCCUAAGUUAUGAUGCGACUCUUUGUU
Messenger RNA from Styela clava, 2518 nucleotides. Lineage: Eukaryota; Metazoa; Chordata; Ascidiacea; Stolidobranchia; Styelidae. The record is from RefSeq and is a predicted model, not a curated record.